CAUCUCCUCACGCAAAAUAUCGGUCAAAAACGAGAUUUGAAUUUUAAAAACAAGCGUCCAAAUGACGUCGAUAAUUGUGAUAAGGGGUCAUAUGAAAACCAAUUUUUACAUUGAUAAAGUGUGUACACGAGUGUAACAGCUGCGAGUUGCAAGGAAUAAAAUACAAAAUUCAACAGAAAACAUGGUUCUGCGUUGGGGAAUUUGUGGAGCUGGUCUCAUCAGUAGUGAUUUCGUAUCUGCACUCAUGGCACCUCCAAGUGAUGCCCAUCAGGUUGUUUGUAUAGGAGCUAGUUCCCAACAGAGAGCACAGAGUUUUGCAGACAAGUUUGGAAUAAAAACAGCCUAUGGAUCAUAUGAGGAGGUUGCCAAAGAUCCUAAUGUUGAUGUUGUGUAUAUUGGUGUGAUACACAUUUACCAUGUUGCGCUGUCCAAGCAGAUGCUAAAAGCUGGGAAGAACGUUCUCUGUGAGAAACCAGUGGGUGCUAGCCUGGCUCAGAUUCUGGAGGUCCAGCAGGUGGCUAAAGAGUGCAAAAAGUUCUUCAUGGAGGCAGUUUGGAGUAGAUGCAAUCCCAUUUAUCGUAAAAUCAAAGAAGAGGUAAGAGCUGGAAAUCUGGGAGAAAUCAAGCAUGUUCAAGCUCAAUUCUUUGUGCCAAUAGACAAAGUGGAUCGCGUUGCCAAGCCUGAGCUAGGCGGAGGGGCUUUACAUGACAUUGGGUUGUACACUGUACAGUUGGCCACUAUGAUUUUUAACAAUGAAAAACCAGUUAAAAUAACAGCUGACUCCACAUUGUCAGAUCAAGGAGUUGAUGAAGAUGGUUGUAUUACAUUAACGUAUAAGAAUGGUGGCAGAGCCGUUUUACUUUAUAGUACAAUGUUUCAAGGAGGGAAGAAUAACACAGCCACAAUAUAUGGUACCAAAGGCACAAUAGAGAUUGGUGAAAGCUUCUGGACCCCACUGGAGGCCACCUUUCCAUCUGGUAAAAUGACCAUCGAGACACCCUCUGGUCCAGUGCCGUAUACUUUCAUCAACAGUGGAGGACUGAGAUAUGAGGCAGAUUGCGUCAAAGAAUGUCUUGAAGCAGGGAAGUUAGAGUGCAAUGAAGUGUCAUUUGCCGACAGUCAAGCUAUUUACCAAAUUGUUGAUGAAGUUGUGAAGCAAACUGGAAUGAAAGUGAAAUGGUGAUUCCAGCAAUGCAUCAAUGGAAGUAUUUCCAAUUAAAGAUGUGAUGAAUAAAUUCUUUAUUCCUGAAAACAGUGAUGUACUAAUAACUAUAUUUAGUGCUAGAAUGGUGCUUAUGGACUCAUUAUAUGCAAAAUAUUAGAAAGGUGCUUAUUAAUCAUUUCCAAUUAUUGAUAUAACUGAUGAAUUAAAAAAAAUUGUGAUACAAUGUAUUUAAUUUUUUAUUUCUUUUACAUGCAUUUA
Saccostrea echinata is the source of this 1423-nucleotide messenger RNA. RefSeq names its product trans-1,2-dihydrobenzene-1,2-diol dehydrogenase-like. NCBI's taxonomy places the organism in Eukaryota, Metazoa, Mollusca, Bivalvia, Ostreida, Ostreidae. Gene Ontology annotation, molecular function: nucleotide binding. Bases 182 to 1183 code for a protein of 333 amino acids. The transcript is spliced from 9 exons. The record is from RefSeq and is a predicted model, not a curated record.